AGGCUUUGAAAAAGUAAUACACAUUUAACUGCCGUCCUACUUAAAAUUGUAAUUCAGGAAUAUCUAAGUAUUCUUUUGGAUAGAGAAACCAUUUCAUACUAGUCAUGUCCAAGCCCACGAACCUAAAGGAUGCCCUGGCCAAGUGGGAGGAGCGCAAUAAGCAGCCGGCCAGCACUGCCACAGAAAUUGGACUGCAGUUCCAGUAUCCACCGAUCGAGAAAAUGGAUCCGAUCCUCAACACGCUGACCGAGUGUCAGAAACUCAGUUUGUCCUCCAAUAUGAUUGAGAAGAUUAGCGGUAUAUCGGGAAUGAAGAACCUGAAGGUCCUGAGCCUGGCGCGUAACAAUCUGAAGACCCUCAAUGGCAUCGAACCCUUGGCCGACACUCUAGAGGAGCUGUGGGUGAGCUACAACAACAUCGAGAAGAUCAAGCCCCUCGAAGUGAUGAAGGCUUUGAGGGUGUUCUAUAUAUCCAAUAACGUGAUCAAGGACUGGGCAGAGUUUAUGCGCAUCGCCAUUCCACCCAAUCUCACGGAAAUCACGUUCGUGGGCAACCCAUUAAACGAGAACAUGGAACCGGCUGCCUUUACCGCCGAGGCAGUGCGUCGUCUGCCCAAUCUGAAGAAACUCGACGGGGAGCCAGUCAUUCGCUAGGGGAAACCUAACAAACCCUGUUCUGUUAUGUUCUAAAUAAA
Messenger RNA from Drosophila subpulchrella, 694 nucleotides. RefSeq names its product dynein light chain 1, axonemal. The coding region runs from base 105 to 653 and encodes 182 amino acids. NCBI's taxonomy places the organism in Eukaryota, Metazoa, Arthropoda, Insecta, Diptera, Drosophilidae. Gene Ontology annotation, cellular component: cytoplasm. Gene Ontology annotation, molecular function: protein kinase binding. The transcript has a single exon. The record is from RefSeq and is a predicted model, not a curated record.